Molecule: messenger RNA, 4597 nt
Organism: Toxotes jaculatrix (banded archerfish)
Lineage: Eukaryota; Metazoa; Chordata; Actinopteri; Toxotidae
Gene: tmem102
Product: transmembrane protein 102
Exons: 6
Coding region: 288-1835 (515 amino acids)
Source: RefSeq, a predicted model, not a curated record
UUCUUUGCGAGGACACGGGCACAAUUUUAAUCAUAAACCUGACCUCACAAAUCCGUUUGUAGUUUUGUAAUGUGGGACGUGCGUGCCACACAUACCGUACUACUAAUCCCUGGAUCCUCUGAGUAGGACCAUGAUUUCUGGGACGGUGUUGCCAGGGGGAAGGUGGCGCCUGGGACCUGUUGGAAAUGACAGCUGAAGAAGGCGGAUUAAAACACAGGGAUCACAAAAACAGUAAACGUAGAAGAUAGCGAAGAAAACUCGCAUCCCAGUGUAAAGGGGUUGUAGAGAUGGAGUCCCUGAUGAGUGCGGUGGCACCGCGCUCCCCAGCCCCUGCCAAGAAGCUGUCAGAGGUGGACUUCCGGUCAGGGGCCACCCUGGAGCAGCUGUCGGCACAGGUGUCUGAGCUGGUGCUAUUGGAGCAGGGGGAGUUUGGAGACCAGACCGCCUUAGAGGUCCACACAGCAAAGGAUUUUAUCUUCAACAUGCUAGGCUUAGUCCAGAAGGUGGACCAGCGCCUCCCAGUGGCCAAUGAGUACCUGCUGCUGUCAGGCGGGGCCCGGGAGGGAGUCUUGGACCUCAACCCCGAGGAUCUGGGGGACUACGCCAAAGGAGCUGAUUUUGACCUGGACUUCACUCUGCUGGUCCCUGCCCUGAAGCUCCAUGACCGCAACCAGCCUGUCACCCUGGACAUGAGACACUCCCCACCCUGUCACUCGUGGCUCAGCCUCCGCCUCUGCGACUCCAACAUCCUGUCCCGCUGGAGCAUCUGCUGCCAGGAGGAGAAUGGACUUCCCACUGAGGAGGAUGAGGAGGAAGAGGGGGAAAUGGGUAAAGGCUCCAUCCCCUCCCUUGGCUCUCCUCAGUCUCUGGAUGGAUGUUACUUCUCUCCCACCCUGGUGACAGACUGGUUCUGGGGCGUAGUGAGUGAGGCCGUUGAGGAGCUGAGGCGCAGCCCCCAGAGAGGCAUCCCCACUCCGGAGCGACUGGAGAGGAACGGACCCCUCACUACCAUCAUCCUCCAGGCGGGCUCCAGCCGUGUGCUGUACGACCUGUUGCCUGUGGUGUCGUUCCGGGGAUGGCCUGCUGUGGCCCAGGGCUGGCUGACCGCCAACCACUUCUGGGAUGGUAAAAUCACAGAGGAGGAGGCCAUAUCUGGCUUCUAUCUGCUGCCCUGCUGCUCCCCGCUGGGUGGCCGGCCCGACAGGGAGUGGAGGCUGGCGUUCUCACGCAGCGAGGUUCAGCUGAAGAAGUGUAUCCCCUUCCCCAUGGCCCAGGCUUUCCAAGCAGCCAAGGCGGUGCUGUCUCGUAUCCUGGCGCGCCCUCGCACAGGCCUCAGUCUCUACCACCUGCGUACCCUUCUCUUCUGGGCCUGUGACCGACUUCCUGCUGCCUACCUGUCCUGCACCGACGCCGACACCCCCGGUCGCCUCCUCCUGGGUCUCCUGGACGACCUGGCUCAUUGCAUCCUGGGUAAAAACUGCCCAAACUACUUCCUGCCCCAGUGCAACAUGCUAGAGCACCUGACUGACAGCCAGGCCCUGCUGGUUGCCAGGAAACUGGCCCACGUGCGCUCAGAUCCCAGCGAGCACCUCCGGGCGGCUCUGGACCAAGCCCAGCAGGCCGGCCAGCUGAAGAAGGAGCUAACAGCUAGCACCAACGGCCACGGCUCUCCGGGGCAUCACCCAGCCAAUGGCAUCAUUUCACCUUCGGAGGACAAGCUGGCGCAGCGGCUGCAGCAGCUGGUCACGGAGAACCCUGGGAAAUCCAUAUCUGUCUUCCUGAACCCCGAUGAUGUCACCAGGCCGCAUUUCCGCAUCGACGACAAGUUUUACUGAGGAGGAUGUGCCGCAGAGAAGACACGUGGAAACGUGUGUGUGUGUGUUUAGCUUACAAACACAACCGGAGGAGUCGGGGGCUGAAACUGAACACACUCCUCCUCCUCCUCCUUCUCCUCCUCUUCCUCUUCACCACCCUGAGGCUGAACAAAGCCUUGCUGCUUGACUGACUCUUUAAACCAAAAACACACUCACGUCCUCCUUACGGACAAAUGACGUCCGGUUUAGUGGGCGCCGCACAACGGAUGUGAUGUCACCGAGCUGUUGCCACGGAGACGGCCCUCUCCCAACGAGCUGGCCUUAACAAGACUCAUCAGCUGGUGCUACAAAGACAGGGGGCCGGCUCUGGUCGUGUGAAACGAGUCCGGGCAGAGGUCGACACAGGAAGCGCGCGUGUACAUGUAUGUGUACGUUUCACAUAUUGCUUACACUGGUAAAGAUGGAGGGAGGAGAGCUCCUUGAUUGCUGCAUUUCUCCCCUUUUUAAUUUUAGAUCGGAGCGGGCGAUGGCUGAAUUAGAAAGGAAAACCAAGGUGUGGCUGAUGUAACUGAAUGUAAUGUUGUGAGCAGAGCCGCCGAGUCUUUGAACAAAGAGCUUCUUCUCUCUUUCAACUACGGUUUAUCUGUCUUUUUUUUUUUGACCCCCCCAUGCUUCAAUUUUUUUUCUUUUUUUUUUUAGUCUUUCUCAGGUAUUCAUAAUACUUACCUUUUUUAUGUGUAUGAUUCCAUUUUAAGGUCUUUAACUAUAUUUCAAUGCCGCUUACAUUUCAUUGGGUAACUGAAUGUACCAAAGAGCUGUGUUUGGUGAGUCUCGCGGAGAGACACGUGCAUCUUACAUAUCCCUGAACAUGGAGUUUUGAUGAAUCGACUGAAUCAUGGUCAGAAUGUUAAUUAGCCUUUCCUCCUUCUAGAGGCCCGGUCACAGCAGCCUUUAAAAGAGCAACAUUUCAGUGAAGUUUCCAAUGGAAUCGAUGCGAUAAAUAGAUUUGUAAACACUACAACAAUUAUAGAGAAUUUAAUACUGAUCAAACAAGCUAUUUAAAAGGUUCCUGGACAAUAUGUUGAGCAUUUUCAGAGGUAAUUUCACUGUGCCACUUUCUGGUGUGACCUGGCCUUUGAAACAGGUUAAGACUGGGUAGAAUGGGACAGUAAAUGAAUUAAACUGAUUAAUUAUAAGAGAAUAGAAUGAUCUGCUGACACUAAGAUAUAAUAUUUGUUGCAGCAUUGGAGAAAUCCUUGACACUGAGCUACCUGAGCAGGUGUUUUAUAGGUUAUUUAGAACAUUUCAAACCCUCUGUGUGGAGAUAUGAGGAAUCACAUUAGCAGCAGUGUAUUGUCAAGUAAAAAAGGCACAGAAUAGCUGUUGAGUCGGGGCUUUUUGGUCUAUUUAUCCACCAUAGUCACGACUAAGUCAAGGUACUUCACCUUCAAAACAUCCCACAAAGAGUUCAAACAUGUCGACGUCAUGUGAGUGUCUGUUAACUUUCCCUUGAAGAAAGUUUUGUGUGUCUUAUUUGAUUUUUUCUCUUUUUUCUUUUUUGUAAACUGAUUCUGAUGAUUGUCCCUUGUCUCCUCUGCUUGGUUGGUCUUUUUAAUGAGCUCUGUGUGUGUGUGUGUAUAAACUCCUGUGUUGGUGUGUGCUCACUGAGAGACGAACCACGCAGCAGGACGCAGACAGACGCCCAGAUGCUGCCCGCUGAAUUAUCCCCUCAGUGGGUGUGUGUUCGUCACUCGGCCCUAUCGUUUCUCAGCAGACGGAUGACAUCCACAGGGGGAAUGGAGGGAGGGAUGGAGGGAUGGAUGGAUGGGGGGAGGGAGGGAGAUGGGCCCUUCUCUGGUCCCUUUGAAGAGAUCUGAAGUGGGAGGAUGGGCCUUGUGGGGCCUGGACAGCUGCCUCUCUAUGAGACUGUUGCUGUUUCUCUCUGCAUAUUUCUUUUUUUUUUCUCUAUUACUCAUUUCCCUCCAUCUCAUAGCUUUUUUAUUCCUUUUUUCCUCUCUCAUCCCAUCUAUAUUUUUUUUUUAGGACUGAAGGUCCAGAGCCACAGAAGGCUCUUGGAACUUGGUACUACUCCAGCUUUAUGUUUACACCGUGAGCAACCACAUUGCUGCAAAGCCACUCAGCUGAUUUGAUUAUGAGCUGUACAGCCAGUAAAUGGUGUAGUGGCAACAAGUACACAAGCAGCAAUUUUCUCCCUUCCACUUACAUUAGUUUCACCUUAAUGAAUUUGAGACGUAAAGUUGUCUAAACACUAUCUGCAAAGAGUCUGUGGGGUGAACUUGGAUUAAAUUGGGUUUACCAGGCACUGAAAUGCUGCUUCCAGUGUUGGUGCAGAGGCAGGGUACAGAAUGCUACAAGCACAUGAUCAGUAACAUUUAAGUUUACAUCAGUUGAUCUUUAGGCUAUAGGUGGAAUGUGUUUCCUUCAGACUGGUGUGUCAGGUGGGUCUACAGAUUUCAUGCUCAUACUACUGAAUGAAUUUUUUAGAGCAUCUAUCUGUACUACUGGUGUGUGUGUGUGUGUGUGUGUGUGAGUGUAUGAAUCGAACCUGAGGAAAAAAACCAAAGUGUGUUGUUGAGGUGGCGCAGAAUGUCUAAGCAGGGUGUGUAUCCAGCCGCCAGGUGUGAGAGGAUUGUGUUUCCAGCACUUUGUCCCAGGCAGGCUCCGAUUGUUGUUUCCCAAACUGUACAAGAAAAAAAAAAAAAGAAAGAGAGUCAUAAGGAAAAUCACUGCAUUUAUUUAAUGGAAAGUAUAGUAAAUGUAAA